AUGGCGAACACCCAGCUCCCCAUCACAUCACAAACCUCACCCACAAUCUACUUCGGCUACGGUUCCAACCUCUGGCUCCACCAAAUGAGCACCCGCUGCCCAACAUCCAAAUACCUAGGCGUCGCCCGCCUGCCCAACUACCAUUGGAUCAUCAACGACCGCGGCUACGCGAACGUCGUCGAAUCCUCCAAGCAAAACUCGUCCUCCAAUUCGUACUCUGAUGUAGUAUUCGGCCUCGUCUAUUCGCUCUUACCAGAAGACGAAAAGAGACUGGAUAAAAACGAGGGCGUACCGGUCGCAUACACAAAAGAGAUGCUCACGUGCGAUUUCUGGCCUUCAGACACAGAGCACAAGGUUGAUACUAGCAAGCAUCCGGAGAAAAAAGAGUCAAUGCUCGUUUAUAUUGAUCGGAAUCGUGUUACGCCGGAUAAGCCGCGGGACGAGUAUGUUUACAGGAUGAAUCAAGGGAUCGCUGAUGCAGUCAAGUUGGGGGUACCAGAGGGCUAUGUGAGAGACGUGAUGAGGCAGUACAUUCCGGCUGAAGAGGAUGAGGAGGGGAAGGAGGGGGAAAGGGAGAGGAUGGCGGAGUUUGCCAGAGGGCAGGCGGCAGAGUUUAGGGAUGAGAGUGGUGUGAUGCAAUAA
Alternaria ethzedia is the source of this 642-nucleotide messenger RNA. RefSeq lists its product as uncharacterized. The record is from RefSeq and is a predicted model, not a curated record. Bases 1 to 642 code for a protein of 213 amino acids. NCBI's taxonomy places the organism in Eukaryota, Fungi, Ascomycota, Dothideomycetes, Pleosporales, Pleosporaceae. Gene Ontology annotation, molecular function: gamma-glutamylcyclotransferase activity. The transcript has a single exon.